Molecule: messenger RNA, 655 nt
Organism: Oxyura jamaicensis (ruddy duck)
Lineage: Eukaryota; Metazoa; Chordata; Aves; Anseriformes; Anatidae
Gene: HDDC2
Product: HD domain containing 2
Exons: 6
Coding region: 20-610 (196 amino acids)
Cellular component (GO): cytoplasm
Molecular function (GO): 5'-deoxynucleotidase activity
Source: RefSeq, a predicted model, not a curated record
GAGGCGGAGCGGGCGGCUCAUGGCGGCGGGGGGCAGCGGGGCCGGGCUGCUCGCCUUCCUGCGGCUGCUGGGGCAGCUCAAGAGGGUGCCGCGGACGGGAUGGGUGUACAGGAACGUGGCAAAGCCAGAGAGCGUGUCGGAUCACAUGUACAGGAUGGCGAUGAUGGCCUUGGUCACCGAGGACAAAAACCUUAACAAGGACAGAUGCAUACGAUUAGCGUUGGUUCAUGAUAUGGCUGAAUGCAUUGUUGGAGAUAUUGCUCCUGCAGACAACAUCUCAAAAGAGGAGAAACACAGGAGAGAAGAGGCAGCUAUGCAACAGCUGACCCAGCUUCUAUCAGAGGACCUCAAAAAAGAAAUCUAUGAACUCUGGGAAGAAUACGAAAACCAGUGUACUGCAGAAGCCAAGUUUGUAAAGCAGUUGGAUCAGUGUGAAAUGAUACUGCAAGCAUUUGAGUACGAAGAGUUGGAAAACACACCUGGCAGACUGCAGGAUUUUUACGAUUCAACUGCUGGAAAGUUUGUUCACCCAGAAAUACUCCAGCUGGUAUCUCUGAUCAACACAGAAAGGAAUAAAAAAACAGGUGCUACAUGUCAUCCACAUUCCUGAGGUGUUCCUAAAUACUGUAGCUAUAUUAAAAUGCUUUUCCUUUUA